This is a messenger RNA of Juglans regia (Persian walnut), 1488 nucleotides long. Its product is annotated as E3 ubiquitin-protein ligase At1g63170-like. The record is from RefSeq and is a predicted model, not a curated record. Bases 73 to 1104 code for a protein of 343 amino acids. Lineage: Eukaryota; Viridiplantae; Streptophyta; Magnoliopsida; Fagales; Juglandaceae. The transcript has 3 exons.
AAAGGGGUAAUAUCAGUUUAUCAUUUGGAAAAGUUUUGAGCUUGAUUUUUAGUCCAGUAAAAAUAAUUCCAAAUGAAUACUCGGUACUUCUUUCCACCGGACUCCUUGUGCAACUCAGGAAGUGCGGCUUCAUUUUCAUCAAAUCCUUCAGCAGGACGAGAUCGUGUGUCCGUGGGCACUCGACACAGGCCUGUUCGUGCCCUACCUUCUUCGUUUUUGGGAAGGAUAGCGAUGAGGAUCUCUAGAGCAAGGUGGUUCUCCUUCUUAAGAAGAGUAUUCCACUACCAGAAUGGAUCAAGAUCUGAUCUUGGUUCUAAUCCUUUCAAUUCUGGCACUUGGAUGUUGAUGGAGUUUAUAGCUUUGGUUGUUCAAAUAAGCACCACAACAUUUACUCUAGUCAUUUCCAAGAGGGAGAUGCCUGUUUGGCCUAUGAGAAUAUGGAUUGUUGGCUAUGAUAUUGGCUGUAUGCUUAGUCUGCUGCUGCUCUACGGGCACUACCGGCAUCUUCAUCUGACUCAUGAAGAUGGUUUCAGCCUUUCUGAAAUGGAACAGCAGGGGGGCAGCGAAGAAUCCAGGAUCUCACAUUUAAUGAACAAAUGCCGGACUUCACUUGAGCUGUUCUUUGCAAUAUUGUUUGUGAUGGGUAAUGUUUGGGUUUUUGACUCUCGCGUUGGCUCCUUCCAUCGAGCCCCAAAGCUCCAAGCGCUCUGUAUCUCCCUGCUGGCUUGGAAUGCUAUCUGCUACUCUUUUCCAUUCCUACUAUUUUUGCUGCUAUGCUGUUGUGUACCACUCAUUAGCAGCCUCGUCGGAUACAAUAUGAAUGCCGGGUCAACUGAUAGAGGAGCAUCUGACGAUCAACUUUCCCAGCUUCCCAGUUGGAGAUACAAAGAAGUUGACACCAAGUUUGAUCUUGGCAAUGAUGCCGACAGCAAUCCGGAUCAUGCAAAUGAAGAUCCAGAAUGCUGUAUUUGCCUGGCUAAGUAUAAGGACAAGGAAGAAUUGAGGCAGUUACCAUGUUCCCACAUGUUUCACCUCAAGUGUGUAGAUCAAUGGCUUCAAAUUAUAUCUUGCUGUCCUCUUUGUAAACAAGAGCUUGAGAGGUAGAAAGCAACAUAAUCACUGAGUUGCUGAAGGUUUUUAUUGGCCUUUCAUUUUUCCUUUUUUACUAUUUUUUUUUUUCAAAAUUUUCUCACUAUUGUGUGAAAUAUAUGUACUAACAUGGUUACUUGAGUGAGAAUUGCUUGUACAGUGGAGGUCACCAGUAACCAUAAUAUAUAUAUAUAUAGAUAUAUAAAUGUACUGUCUUUGGGUAUACAUAUUUGCAGAUAAUGAUGCUGGAUUACUCGCUUCCUAAAGGUAGCAGAGUCUAUUACUCCACCAGGAUAUACAACCAGUUACAUGUGAUUUUUGUUGUCAUCGUCAUUAUGUAGAAGAAGAGUACUAAAUAAUGAAUCAACAAUCCUUGUUGUGUAUAUAAUUUGUUUGCUC